CCACCUGGCUGCGCCCCGCCCCGCUCCCGCAUUGGCCCGGCGCGGGGAGGCGGCCCCGGCCCGGCCCGGCCCUGGCCGCGAAGCGGAUAGAGAGCGAGCAGCCGCCGCUGGAGCCGGACCCGGACCGCGGCUCGCCCCGCGGCCAUGGGCUCCCUGCAGCAGCGCUUCCAGCGCUUCCUCCACCAGCCCAGCCUGCUCACCGACCUGCUGGGCCGGCUGGAGGCCAAGACCGGCGUCAAGCGCUACUAUCUGGCCACAGGUACCAUUGCUUUCCUGGGGCUGUACCUCAUGUUUGGAUAUGGCGCCUCGCUGCUGUGUAACCUCGUUGGCUUUGUCUACCCAGCCUACAUCUCCAUCAAAGCCAUUGAAAGCACCAACAAGGAUGAUGAUACCAUGUGGCUCACGUACUGGGUGGUAUAUGGAGUCUUCAGUGUGGCAGAGUUUUUUUCCGACACCUUCCUCUACUGGUUCCCGUUUUACUACGCUGGAAAGUGCCUGUUCCUGGUCUGGUGCAUGGCACCCGUCUCCUGGAAUGGCUCCCAGGUGUUGUACCAAAAUGUCAUCCGGCCUUGCUUCCUGAAGCACCACCAGACAGUAGACCGUGUGCUCAGUGACCUGAGCGGCAAGGCGCUCAACACUGCUUCGACAGUCACCAGAGAAGUCCUCCAUGCUCUGGCCAACAGCAGAGCCCGUCUGGUGUCCGAGGGGGCCACAGCUCAGCUUGUCUCAUCCAAAGCAGCAGUGAACCUUGGUCUAGAAUCUGACAAGACCAAGUGAGGAUGGAGUUCCAAGGCGCCAGCUGUUCUGAGUUUCCCGCUGCAACUCCCUAAAUCAAAGGCUUGAAGUAACCCAUGGACACCUGUCAAUAAACCAGUAAUUUCCCUUCCCACUCUGAAACCAUGCUGGCCAGUAGCGACAGCAAGCAACUGGCUCUAAGGUGUCAAAGUACCCCUUCCAGGUCUCCCCAAACCUAGAGAGCUCCAGCAGAUCUAAAAUUGCAGUCAGGCACUUGCUGAGAGUCAGCACCUAGGCACUCUGGGACCUUCUGAUCUCAAAUAGACACACACUUUGGUAGUUCCUGUUUUGCAGG
Dermochelys coriacea (leatherback sea turtle) is the source of this 1090-nucleotide messenger RNA. It is a transcript of the gene REEP6, whose product is annotated as receptor accessory protein 6. NCBI's taxonomy places the organism in Eukaryota, Metazoa, Chordata, Testudines, Dermochelyidae. The coding region runs from base 145 to 777 and encodes 210 amino acids. The record is from RefSeq and is a predicted model, not a curated record. The transcript has 6 exons.